Molecule: messenger RNA, 1432 nt
Organism: Theobroma umbraticum
Lineage: Eukaryota; Viridiplantae; Streptophyta; Magnoliopsida; Malvales; Malvaceae
Molecular function (GO): polysaccharide binding
Source: RefSeq, a predicted model, not a curated record
UAACAGCUCCUGCCUUUUUUUUCUUUGUUUUGGAUUUCUUCUGCAGCGCCUAUAUCAUAAAGUAUCUGUUUUUGUCUAGUUCAGUAAAGUAACGAAAAAGUAAAACUCCAAUAUAACCACCCGUUUCCCUUUGGUCUAAGGGAGUCGAACAAAAAACUUAAGCUGGUAUGGAUAGUCUUCCUCUUCCCUUCAUCGUCCUCCUGAUCACCCUCUUCACUCCCUUGCAAACUUCAUCAGCCCCUGGCUCAGCAUGCCAGUCCACAUGCGGCUCUCUUCAGGUCAAGUACCCCUUUGGCACCGGCUACGGCUGCGGCUCUCCCCGGUUUCAACCCUAUGUAACUUGCAGCUCCGACCAUCUCCUCCUCACAACUCAUACAGGCUCUUACCCUAUCACCUCCGUAUCUUACAAAGAUUCAACCCUUACCAUAACCCCGCCUUACAUGUCCACAUGCAGCUCCAUGCAACAAUCACCCAACUUGGGCCUUGACUGGGCCAGCCCUUUCCAGCUAGGUCCAUCAAUUUUCCUCCUCCUCUCCUGCACUCCCCCUACGUCCUCCCUCACCAUCAAGGGCUCUCCAGUCUGUGAUCCUUCCUCCUCAGACCUCUGCGCCUCUAUCUACUCUUGCCCUUCCGUCGUCAGCCUCGGCCUCCAUUUGUUCCCUCCUACCAACACUUGCUGCGUGUACUCGCCGGCGAAUUUUAACAGCAAAGGUGAGUUGGACCUGCGUGCAAUGAAAUGUAUAGGGUAUGCAUCAAUUGCCUCAUUUCAGGAUUCUCCAACAGACCCUAGUAGAUGGCAGUACGGGGUGACAUUGAAGUAUACAAAUGGAGCGUUUGAUGAUUAUGACAUGAACAACAAAUGCAAUACUUGUGAAGAUAGUGGUGGUCUUUGUGGAUAUUCUCCUCCUAGUGAUUCAUUUGUCUGCGCAUGUAAGAAUGGUUUCAAUACAUCUACAGCUUGCUACAAUAACUACAAUCCGUUUCAGGAUGACGAGGAUCAGGAGAUUACUUGGAGUUCCACUUCAUUACCAACCUGGAAGAUUUGGCUGGGAUUAUUAGCUGGUCUGACUUUCUGCCUUGCUGCUUGAGAGAGAGAGAGAGCGAGGAAGAAAGCGCAAGCAGGAGAGGGGCCUCAGCCUUUUUUAAAGCAUCUUUUCCUUCGUUUUUUUUUUUCCUUUUUCUAUUAUGCUGCCCUAGAUAUGUUUGUAAGUAGUUAAUUUUCUGGUAGACUCUUAAGAACUAUGCUCCGACAUGGAAAAGUUGUAAAGAUAAUGUUCAGCCAAAAAGGAAGUAUGGACGAUACAAACCGUCCGGCCACAAUGUAAACCAAUAACAGGUUGGCUGCACGAGGACUUGUCAAGACAUGAUCCCCAUUGGAAUACCCUUUUAUUCAAAGCGAGCUUAAUUGCAAAGUUCUGGUUUAAUUAAUGAA